Molecule: messenger RNA, 422 nt
Organism: Prunus mume (Japanese apricot)
Lineage: Eukaryota; Viridiplantae; Streptophyta; Magnoliopsida; Rosales; Rosaceae
Source: RefSeq, a predicted model, not a curated record
AUGCUGAGAAUGAGAGUAUGUGGAUGUGUCAUUGCUCUGUUGUGUUCUUGCUUCGUCCUCCUUGCGGUUGCACAAGUUACACAUCCUUCUGAAGUCAAUGCAUUGAGAGCAGUUAAGAGCAGUUUAAGUGAUCCUCGGAAGCAUCUCAAGAACUGGAACAAUGGGGAUCCUUGUAAAUCUAAUUGGACUGGAGUUUUUUGUUUUAAUAAUACUGUUGGGGCUGAUGGGUACUUGCACCUUGAGGAACUCCAACUGCAGAACAUGAAUCUCUCAGGAAGUUUAGCACCUGAGCUUGGCCAACUAUCUCACCUUCUAAUAUUAGAUUUCAUGUGGAAUGAAUUAAGUGGCACAUACAGACAAGAAAGUAUGGCCCUUAACUCGCUUCUUAUUGCAGUAUUUUAAACAACACAACACAAGUAGUA